Orbicella faveolata is the source of this 1974-nucleotide messenger RNA. RefSeq lists its product as uncharacterized. Lineage: Eukaryota; Metazoa; Cnidaria; Anthozoa; Scleractinia; Merulinidae. The record is from RefSeq and is a predicted model, not a curated record.
CUUCUUCUCAAUCCCUUUUUUCUGAACCUUCGUUUGUUGUCUCAUAACACAUUGCCUUAUCGCGGGUGCAUUGAGACACGUUUCGAGUCGUGUCAUUACUACAGUCGGUAGGUGUGCGUUUUUCCUCUCUCUCUCGCACUCCUUCACCAACCGCAUCCGAUCCAACUGAUAUCAUUUCUCAAGGCAUAACUUUAAGGUCCUUUAAAAACUUAGGUGAAAUGUAGACGCAAGAAAAUAACAAAAGAAACGGAGAGGGAAAAAAGGGAAAUGGCGUCAAAAGGGAAUGAAUUUUUGUAACAACCCGGGCAAGAAAAAAAUCAGUUAACCUUUGACUAUUAGUCGAUAAUUAUGCACCUAGAAAUCUAGAGUGCGGGGCUACGAGCGACGAAGCCAGCAGUUGGGGCUCGUACGUCGUCAGGAUGAAAUUAACAUGCAUCCUUAGAAUUAAGCUCUUUAGCCAAACCGCUACAUAAACCAAAUACUCGUUUUGAGUCAAUUGUAUGAACUUGUAUAGAUGUGAAUAAGGAGAGUUAUUUUUGUUUUAUUUUUUUCCGAGCUAUCCGCUCACCACCAGUUUACUUUUUUACGUUCUUCACCUAUGUCGCUCAUGUAUGUCUCAAACCUAUUUCUAAUUACCUCCUCUCCCUCGUAGAACGGACUUGACUACAGUCUCAAUGAACGAGAGUACCCUGGGCACGAGAACAGGUGUAUUCACAAGAGCAAAUGACAAAUGCUAAUAUCUUAUCGGUAAAGUUGUCGUCGACGCAACAUGCCGUUCCCCGGACAAUCGUGUGAUUCUACAAAUAUCAAUCUCUCGCAUUAUCUUCGGUAUAUCUUGCAGCUCAGUCUUCUUUAUGGUUAACCAUUACAUGAAUCGGAACAUUUUAAGCAGUUCUUUGACGCUCAAAGGUUUGUCUUAACGGGUCAACUGUGUUACUGAUUAAUUUUGCUUUUCAAAACAUAUAGCGGCGAGCACAGCAGCGUUCGAAAAUACACUGAAGCAGAAACAAACGGCUUAUAAUCGUAAGAUUUCAAGUUACCAUGCCUUGGAAUCAUUACACUGGCGACGAAAUUCAGUGCAGAGGAAAAGAAGCACAGCUCAGAAAUCGCACUCGUUCAAGAAGCAGUAGACGUGUUCCUUCAUCACACCUCAGCAAAUCUUGUGAAGUCAUCUUCGAUGAAGAAAACUCGCCGGAGCAAGAGUCAUCGAGAACACCGUGGGGUCUGUGCAAAAUUUCGCGCUCAGGGUCUUCAUACAGUUGUACUGAUGUCACCUUUCCUCUUGGUUUUACGAGCGACGAAUGUCAAAUGCUGGCCACUCGACAACGAGCUACGAACUACCUAUUUUACAUGUACACUGACAGAGGACGUCCUGUGCAGUCGGUACAAAGAUCGAAGAGUUCCAAUUCUUCGUCCUGGCGAGUCAAAAGCCCUAGUGAAGAAGACGCAAUCAAAAUGGCGCCAGCCUUUGGGAGAAAGCAAGAUAGUUCGAGAUUGUUGAAAAAUAACUGCUCUUUUUCUCUAUCUAAGAGGAGAGAAAAGGGAGCUAAAAUCACACCACCUCGGAGAGAAAGCUUGGCCCAAGAAACUGAGUUUUCUAUUGACGAUUCCCCAGCAAAGAUAAUGAUCCGCAGUUUGAAUAGAGACUUGUCGCCGUCCGCGCGAUUAGAACGCUAUUUAAUUAGCCUGCAACGGGCGGGUUUUUUAACGAGUGCAAAUAAAGAAAAAAGGAAAAACUCUCAGAUUGAGUUAGACAGAGAAAUCACGGAAAACGCUCGAGAAGUUAGUUUAAGGUCGAAGUAUUUACCUCAUCCUCCAGUAUAUUUAUUUGAAAGAGCAGUUAAGAAUUCUCCUUUUAAUAAUAAACGAAGAUAAAAAUCUAGCGUGUGUUGCGAUUUUACUAUUCUCGUGACCUUCUUUCUUGCGAUUCGUUCCUAGACAAACUAGUGCUAACCAAUCAAUGAAAAUGUUGUC